This is a messenger RNA of Ciona intestinalis (vase tunicate), 3745 nucleotides long. The record is from RefSeq and is a predicted model, not a curated record. NCBI's taxonomy places the organism in Eukaryota, Metazoa, Chordata, Ascidiacea, Phlebobranchia, Cionidae.
AUUUAUGCUUUUUUUUAGAAUGAACGUAUCACCUAUUAAAGAUGUUCUUGUACAUAAACUAACUCUGUACAAUAAACGUCCAGUCUGGUUUCAUGGGUAUUUGCUACCUUACGUAGUAGCAUACGUAUGUGCAGGGAUCUUUUUAACCAAAAAUUAUGACACUGAAAACUACGAGUAUGGUAUUAUUAUUGCUGUAGCCAUAUUUUUGCUUCAAGCACUCACAAUUCUGUCUUGCUUUUGGUCAGUUCACUGGAGGUGUUGGUUAACUUGUUCUGAGGCUUCUUCACCUGGCAUUUCCAGCUUUGCGAAAGUUGUUCCAACACCACACAAUGGUUCAGUGGAAUUAGUUCCAAUUUUUAAAACAGAAAAUGGGAAUGGAGAUCAGAAAAUAUGGUUGGAAUUUCAAAAGGUGAUUUAUGUUUUUGAUCAUGAAGAAAAGAAGAGAUUUGAGGCUGUAUCUUUUCCUGUGGAAGAAAGGUUUCAAUUUUAUCAAAACUGUAAAGGAUUUCAAACGGAACAGGAAUAUGAAGUUGCACAGCAAAUAUAUGGAAAAAAUGAAAUGGCAAUGAUCAUUCCUGAUUUUAAAGAACUCUUUCAAGAAAGAGCUACCGCCCCAUUUUUUGUGUUCCAGGUGUUCUGUGUUGGUCUGUGGUGCUUAGAUGAGUAUUGGUAUUAUUCCCUGUUUACUCUCUUCAUGCUCGUCACAUUUGAAGCUUCAUUGGUUUGGCAACAACUACGAAAUAUGGCAGAAAUACGAAAAAUGGGAAAUAAAGCUUAUCCUAUCAAUGUGUUUCGCUGCAGAAAAUGGCGGCCUAUACCUAGUGAUGAACUUGUGGCUGGGGACAUCAUUUCCCUCACAAGGUCAUCUUCUGUUCCUGGAGAGGAGAAACAUGUUCCUUGUGAUCUUCUCAUCCUGAGAGGACGAAUGAUCGUGGAUGAAGCGAUGCUGACCGGAGAAUCAAUACCUCAAAUGAAAGAAUCAAUAGAAAAUGUAGAUCCUGAAAAAAAUCUUGAUUUAUCGGUUCAUUCACGUGUCCAUGUAGUUAGCGGAGGUACUCGUAUCGUACAACAUGACCCACCCCCACGUACUGGGGCAAAGGAGGGAGCUUCCAGACCACCAGAUAAUGGAUGCGUUGCAUUCGUACUUAGAACUGGCUUCAAUACUUCUCAGGGAAAAUUGCUUCGUACAAUUCUGUUUGGUGUCAAGAGAGUAACUGCAAAUAAUCUAGAAACAUUUGCUUUUAUACUAUUUCUAUUGAUGUUUGCAAUAGCUGCAUCUUCCUAUGUUUGGAUUGUGGGGAGUGCUGAUCCAAACAGAAGUCGUUACAAAUUAAUCUUGAACUGUGUCCUCAUCCUAACAUCAGUAGUUCCCCCUGAGCUUCCAAUAGAACUUUCGCUCGCUGUCAAUUCUUCCCUUCUUGCUCUUUCAAAAUUACACGUAUUCUGCACUGAGCCGUUUCGUAUUCCAUUUGCUGGGAAAAUAGAUAUCUGUUGUUUUGAUAAAACUGGAACACUUACUAGUGAUAAACUAGUGGUAGAAGGAAUUGCAGGUAUUUGUUCUGAAGAACAAUCUUCGCAUGUGGAUAAUUUUAAUGAAUUAUGUGAGGUGACAAAUUCACCUGUUGAUACACAGAAGGUCCUUGCCACAUGCCAUGCUUUAAUGAACAUGGAUGAUGAAUUAGUUGGUGAUCCAUUAGAACAAGCAAUGUUGAAAGCAGUUGACUGCACACUUACUAAAGGAGAUGUGAUUAUUCCCAAAAGGAAGAUUCCUGGAUUCCAACCUCUCAAAGUUGUCCAAAGAUUUCACUUCAGUUCACUUUUAAAGAGAAUGAGUGUUAUUGUCAGCCAAGAAGAAUUUGGUUCCAUUGAUCUUAUUUAUCAUGUCACAAUCAAAGGAGCAGCUGAAACACUUAAACCAAUGUUCUCAGAUAUUCCAUCCAACUAUGAUUUACUUCAUCAAAGUUUAUCUCAACGAGGAGCACGAGUUCUUGCUCUUGGUUUUCGAACUCUUGGAAAAGGAUUCUCGUCACAAGAUAUCCGAGCUUUGAAAAGAGAGGAUGUCGAAAAAAAUUUAACUUUCGUUGGUUUUAUCAUUGUUUCAAGUCCACUGAAGCACGACUCAAAGUCGGUCAUGCGAGAAAUCCGUCAUGCUUCACAUCAUGUUACUAUGAUAACAGGAGACAACCCAUUGACUGCAUGUCAUGUAGGGAAAGUUUUACGAUUCUGCGGAAAAGAGGGUUGUCUUAUACUCACGCAACUUGAAAAUGGACAAUGGGUUUGGAAAUCAAUUGAUUGCCAAGAUGUUUAUGAUUUGGACACCAAAGAUUGGCAAGCUGUGCUUAAAUCUGGUUACAAUCUGUGCAUGACGGGAGACGGUCUGUCCCACUUGCAAAAUCUUGAUCAAAAAUAUCUUGGAAGAAUUCUCCCAAAUGUUCGAAUAUUUGCAAGAGUUAGUCCUAAACAGAAGGAACAGAUAAUUACUUCACUUAAACAACUUGGAUUAAACGUGUUGAUGUGUGGAGAUGGAACGAAUGAUGUUGGUGCACUUAAACACGCACAUGUUGGUGUUGCUUUAUUGAGCAAUGCACCGGGAAAGAAUAUAAAACCACACGAAGAAUCAGAUAAACAUGAAAAUAGAAAAAUAUCAAACGAAAAAGAAACUGAAAAUGAUCGAAAUAAAGGAAAAAAUAAAAUGGACAAACCAAGAGGGGCAAGGAAUCGUAUGCAGCAACAACAACAGAGACAAAGUGAUGUUCCAAGAAGAGCAAAAAAACUGAAAGAAAUGUUGGACGAGAUGGAAAGUGAAUCGCAAGUUGUUAAGAUGGGAGAUGCGAGCAUUGCCGCUCCAUUUUCAUACAAGCUAACAAGCAUAUUAGCAAUAUGCCACAUCAUUAAGCAAGGCAGAUGUACUUUGGUCACAACGUUGCAAAUGUUCAAAAUUCUAGCACUCAAUGCAUUGGUCUUAGCUUACAGCCAAAGUGUGUUAUAUCUUGACGGUGUCAAAUUUUCUGACAGUCAAGCUACAUUGCAGGGGUUACUUCUUGCUGGUUGCUUUCUCUUUGUAUCAAGAAGCAAGCCUCUGAAAGUUCUUUCCAAACAACGUCCGUUACCAAACAUAUUCAACUCAUACACAAUUCUAACAAUUCUCUGCCAAUUUUCCAUCCAUUUCUAUUCUCUCUACUAUCUGGUCUCACAAGCCAAAGCUAGAGACCCAAGGGACAAUGUUGAUAUUGAAGCUGAUUUUGAGGCAAACCUUUUAAACUCUACAGUUUACGUACUGUCUUUAGCUACACAGAUUAUAACUUUCGGAGUCAAUUAUCGGGGCAACCCAUUUAUGGAGAGCUUACUAGAGAACAAAGCUUUACUAUACAGUCUAUCCGGUGCCUUUGCAUUUAUGUUGGUGCUGGUUUCCGAUUUUGUUCCAGACAUAAAUGAUCAAUUCCAAAUCGUACACUUUGAGAAUGAGUUCCGUAUGAUCGUCCUACAAGUUGUGGCAGGUAUAUUGCUUUCUACCUGGUCCAUUGAUCGUACGCUUCGGUAUGUACUUGGCACAGGUAAACUACGAAAGCUGUGGUAAUAUAUAUUCUGCUGGUUCAAAUAUAGAGGGAUGAAGAAAAAGCGGAUUUCUGCUGCCUUGUGACGGUUCUGUCCAGUUGCUAUCGCUAUUCUUUAUAAAAUAGACAAAUUAAUUAAAAAAUAUGUGUUGUGCGGUUCAGAAGUGAAAUAAAUAUUAAAGUUAUAUGCA